This is a messenger RNA of Pararge aegeria (speckled wood butterfly), 9509 nucleotides long. RefSeq lists its product as uncharacterized. The transcript is spliced from 6 exons. Gene Ontology annotation, molecular function: protein binding. The record is from RefSeq and is a predicted model, not a curated record. Lineage: Eukaryota; Metazoa; Arthropoda; Insecta; Lepidoptera; Nymphalidae. Bases 453 to 2981 code for a protein of 842 amino acids.
UAGUGUCGUUUUUCCCGCGGACAUAAAACUUUUGUGUUGUCGAAAAUAGUAUUAAAAUAUAGUUGAAACGACUUGAAAAUCGAACGGUUGGUUGAUAAAAGUGUUAAAGUGCGUGCAAUGUAAGUUUCUGUGCGUUUUAAAGUGUAUCACAGUGCAUUCUUCGGUGAUUCAUCUUGUGAACAAGAAAUGCUGUUUGUGUCAUAGAUAUACAUGUAUUGGCUAAGUUUUAUGUGUACCUUGUAAGGAAUGUGUUUUGUGGUGAAUUUUUGACUUCACGACGUCCGUUUCGCUAAGUAAAUAAGAUGACAAGCAACUACAGCUGUGAGGUUUCAGCGAAAUAUUGAGAUGCAAAAACCCAUCCACCCAGUAAAGAAACAUCGGUAAAAUAUUGAGGUCACCAGUGGGUGCUGCUGUAGAUGUUCCUAUAAAAUAAAAUUCCAAAGAGAAUCAAAAUGGCCGCUCGAGCACUUCGUCUCUGUAUAGUUGCAAUAUCCGUAAGGCUUUUAUUAGUGACUGCAGACUUCACAGCCAACUGUCCAACAGAAUGCAAAUGUGUAUGGGCCAGCGGAAACAAACAAGCAGAUUGCUCCCACUCCGAUUUCCAUGAUAUACCCAAAACCUUGAGUACAGAAAUACAGAUAUUAGACCUAACUGGUAACGGACUCUACGAAGUCACGAGGCACGCAUUCGAAGAUGUCCGAUUGAUCAAUCUGAAGAAACUAAUUCUGAGAGAAUGUAAGCUUAUAACGAUACAUAAAAACGGAUUGAGCGGCCUCGCGAUCAUGAUCGAACUAGAUUUAUCGAAAAACGACCUUAAAAUGUUACAUGCCGAAACAUUUAAGGAAACCGCCAAAAUAAGAUGGAUUUUGCUCAACGAUAAUCAAAUCGAAAAGUUAGAGGACGGCUUAUUCAACAAUUUGCCCUUCCUGCAAAAAGUCGAUUUGAGUAACAACCGUAUAGUACAACUCGGGGUGAAAACCUUCAUGAACGUGCCAAAGUUAAAUAUAUUAAGACUCGACGGAAAUAAAUUAGAGCACCUAAAGAUUGACACGUUAAGUGCUUUAACGUCUCUGUCUAAUUUAGAUGUACACGAUAAUCCUUGGAGAUGUGACUGUUAUUUACAGCCCUUCAGAAAUUGGGUGAUCAGCAAAAAUCUCUACACAUCACCAAUCGCUUGCAGUGAACCAGCUAAAGUUCAUGGGAAACUGUGGAAGGAGUUAGAUUCCAGUGACUUUGCUUGCAGGCCAAGCAUCGUCUACCCUUCCACUAGAACAACAUUGCGAUCAUCUGACGCAAAUGUCACUUUAUCCUGUCAAGUUAACGGAAACCCUUUACCAGAAGUAAAUUGGGUGCUGAAUGCUCAAAUAAUUGAUGGAACACACAAAUACCAGGGCGAGAUUAAAUACUAUGUGACACAAACUAAUUCAGAAAAUAGUAAAUGGGUUAAUUUAACCAUCGUAGAUGCUGGGAGUGAUGAUAAUGGAGAAUAUCUCUGCGUAGCUAAGAAUGCUGGCGGUGUGGAAGAAAGAAGCUUGACUUUAGCUAUUGCUCAUACCCCGCCUGGUAUUGAUGUGCCGCCUGGAAUGGACAAUAGUAUGCUACCGGUUCUAAUAGGUGUAUCAUGUGCAGCUGCCAUAUUGCUUAUAAUCUUGGUCAUCCUUUGCUACUACUGCUGUAGAAGACGAGGAUCAGAGAAGAAAAAAGCCGACAAUUCUAACGGAGAGGCUCUGAUUGAAGGUUCGGUUAUACCAGAGAUGGAGAAGAGUUUGAUAACGGCCGUGAAUCCUGUAACCAAACCACCACGCAGAUACGAUGCUCCUCCGUCCAUCAUGAGUGGGGCUACGGAGAUGUCAGAGCUGAAUAAAACAUUGCUCGAUAAUGAUUCAGUCUUUGCUCACAAUGACGAUGAAAAACGGUCGAUUGGAUUCGACUUACAAACACAGAGGUCGCAGGACGCACUCAAUGCAGAAUACGGGCGUACAGACGGCCGAGCAUAUCCACCUGAUCUGCUCUCAUUUCCAGCAAGAGCUGCCCAAAUCUCUCCAGCAGCGAGUAACGCGUCCACAGUUCCAGACACCAGCAGACUGCAAAUCAAUCCAGUCAGCCCAAUCCAUUCUCCCAUUUAUGGCAUGACGAACAAUCAAAACCUCUUUAGAACUCUACCUUAUUCUCGGUCUCAAUCUCCAUUCACGGCGCCGAUUACACCACCAGUAGUUACUCCAAGACAAGGAUAUGUAACAAUACCAAGGAGGCCAAGAGUUCCCUCCUGGUCAAGCACAGCUAGCACGGCGAUUUUACCUAGCGCUGAAGCACAGGAACCUUUAUAUGAUAACUUGGGUCUAAGGACUACUGCAGAUGGCAGCUCAGUUCUUUCACUAAACAAGGCGGGGUUGGAACAACAGUUUUCUCCAAUGAGAAAUAGACCUUUACCAGCAACACCCACAGCUGUUUACCCUCCACAUCCAGUGUAUUACGCUCCCAUAGAAGAACUGGAGCCAGCACCGUCUCCCGUACCGCCUCCAUUUACACCAACUAGAAACAGCAUCAGCUCUCAAAUAUCCAAUCAGCUCUCUACACCAGGUCCACAAGAACCGGUAAAUCCCAGAAUGAGCUGGACAGCAAAAAGUACUUCUACUCCCCAACCGGAAACAAGAAAACAAUUGGCCAAUAUCAUGGAUAAUAGGAACGGAGACGCACAAUCACAGAUUUCUGACAAUAAUACAUUAAAUCGUAGAGGAAAGCCGGAGACAGGCUCACUGAGGCGAAAUCCUAGAAGUGAACAGAAUGAAGUAAGUUCUCCAUCCAAAGAUGAUCCGAGGAAAAAUGAAAGCAACGCAUCGUUAAAUCAAUCCGGUACUAUGGGGAGAAGUGGUAAAAUCCCACCGAGACCGCCUCCUAAACCUAAAAAAAAGCCUAGUACCGAAGUAAGUGCCACCGAACCACUCUUUGAAGACGAAGGAGAGGACGGGACGGAAGUGUAGCAAUUCCUCAAUGAGGUCAUUGAUCCCAACGGACUAAAUGAACAAAGUGCCAAUGAGCCUGUAGUGACCACGUCUCAGUGAAGUGAUAUCAGUGUGGACGAUGCGGAGUGCAAUCGGAUCAUUAUUUUGCGGUGCUCGUGUAAAUAACUUGUGCUAGAUUUUUUACUACAAUACAAGUACAUUAUGGACCAUUUCGCAAUCUUAAUAUAAGUAUACUGUUAGUGUAAGAAGCCAUGAUUAUGUUUUAAGGUAUUAUUCUUGUGUCGGCUGCAGACAGCUGGCGGCAACCGCAGAAGUAAACUGCAGACCGCUAAUGACAUUACGGGUUUGUAUGAAUCUGUACAAAAUUAAUUCUAUAGUGUGAUACAAGCACAAACAAUUGUAUACAAACACGUGUAUUGCCGACGGCAGAUCAAAUGAAUUUCAGUAAAAAUAAGGUUUUCUUAAUCUGAAACUUCAUUGAAUCAUAUACUAGAGAUUAUUCUAAAGGUGAGAUAAAAUCACAGUUACAACCAACUUGUUGAAGCAACUACAAGUUUUAUGGUGUUAUGCUUUGUUUCGACUGUAAAUAAAAACCGGACUGGAAGUCGUCUAAAGUCAAUGUUAGUUAAAAAAAUUGUUCAAAGAAAGAAGUAAAUAAAAUAUAGCGGAUUCUGAUUAUGUUAAACAAAGUUGUCAGGUCAGUUCAGGUUCAGGAAAAUUAUUUAUUACUAAACUCUUAUCACGCUCGGAAUUAAUAAAAUAUAGAUUCAUACAAACCAGUGUCGCGUGCGGUUUGCAGCUACUGUCUGCGUUUACCAGCAGAAUCAUACCGUUAACGUUUGCAAAACUGUACACGACGUUACAUAACUAUAAUAAGUAUUUAUUCUUUGUGGUAAUGGUAGGACAGUGGUGGUAGACUACUCUUCGCUCGCCAAUCAUAAGGCAUCUGUUCAUCGAUUUUCAAGACUGAUUAUUCUAAAUUUGUUCUCGCAUUCGACAUUCCUGUAUCGCAUUAAUUCCACGUCUCACAAUUCAGAGACACAUUUCCAAUAAUAGUUGAUCGCAGACUGCCGCAAGAGCCGCUAGAGGUGAUUAACUUUCUUUUGCGGUUACUUUCCAAUUAGCAAUGGGAGAUAAAACGCUAUCAGAGAUGUUAAAUAGCUAUAUAGCUAAAACACUUGUAGGACGUUCAAUAAAGCUUUAAAAACGAUAUAGUAACAGUUUUAUUACUAUAUCGUUUUUUUAAGCUUUAUUAGCGCGGCGCGAUUGUUGUGAUUUUAUAAAUAUGAGGAUUGAUUUUAGGAAUUUACAUGCAGGAUUAUAUGGUGACUUUCCAUUGCCCUUUCUGUUUUAACUUGAAUUAAAAGAGAAUAAGUUAACUUCUGAAAAUCUAAAAUACUUAUACUUAUAAUCGUUUUAUUCGAUGACAAGUUCUCAUCCGGAGGUACAUAAUGAUGUAGUCUGAGAUGAAAGCGUGCGAAACAUGAAAGUGAUGUAUUGGUUUACCCUAACCGAUGUCUACGUGACGUAGUAACUGAAGAAAACAAGUAAUAAAACAAUAGUAAAACCCCUGCGAGAACAAACUUUUUCAGCACGACUCCUAUUUACCGUAAACACAAUAUAUCGCAAGUUGACUAGGAAAUGAGACACAUAUUAUGAUAGUAACAAAAAAGCGCAAAAUUGGUGGUGCUAGUGGACUUGCAGUAAAAAUACGAUUGUAUUAACCGACCAAUACUGAAUAUUUUAAAGCCUGACUUAAAGCAAUAUGUGGAAUUGAUACAAAACACUGUAACAGAAAUUAAAACCUUUACCACUAGAAAUACAGGUAUGUACACCAAAAAAACUCCACCUUAAAUCGGGCUUAUUUUGCAGGUAAAUAAUUGUAACAAAGAACCGCAAAUACACGCAUAUAACUUUUCUGUUUCAUAUAUAUACUUUUUUUUAGAUAAACGUAGCGUUUACCUCUCGCGAGUCUUCCAGCAGUGUGAGAUCAACUAAACAGAUUUUAUUGAAUCUACUAACCUUUUGAUUAUACGAGAGGGUCAGAAAGGGUUAGAAAGGGUUGGCUUUUCGACUAUUGAUCGUGUCAAUAGUUUCUAUAAAGCGUUUAUUGGAAACGGCUCUUUCAUCCGCAAAUAAAUUUACGCAUAUUGCACUUUCGAACAUAUCGUGAUUUCGAACCGAACCACUCUGUUAGCAUGCCUAUAGAUUUCGCAACAUAUGUCAGUCAUUUGGUACUCAAAACAGAGAUUAACUGUCUGUUUAUCUUGAGUGAAAUAAAAUUGAAGGAAUAUCAAUAUCUUAUCGUAAUAAUUACCUCAUGUAUUGGAAAGUGUUUUUAGCCUUCAAACCCGAUGGUUAUUAUCAGUAAACCCUAAGUAAGCCUACUUUGGAGGGUCUUAGCUUUAAAGAUCUCCUAUGAGAGACGAGACCUGUGCCCUGGUUAACUUAUCUCGCUAGUCUCCAAAACUACUCAGGUGGACUGCAAUUUUGACUAUAUAAUACCAUAACUAUUUAUUAAAAAAAAAAAUUGUUGGGUGCCAUUUUUCAAAAAUGGUUCCAGGUCAAUAUAAAUGUCAAAGUCAAAUAUAUCUUUAUUCAUAUAAAAAGCCAUUAAACCAAAGAAGAAGUAGGCUCCUAGAUAAAUAGCACUUUAUGCGUAAAUUACAUCCAAAUUGUGUGCAUGAUAGUGAUAUGAUGGCGAUAACCACAAUCGUAAACUUAAAAACUAAAGCUACGAAGGUUCGAAACGGGCCAACAGCAAAAUAUGUAUAAAUAUUUCAAAUAAUAAAACUGAUAAACUUUCUAUAUAGGACUACCAAAUGACUGGACUAAAACAGUGAAAUAUCUCUGGAUAUUCAAAAUUAAGAUGUAUUGGAUAGAGAUUAUGUGGUUGGUUUAAGAUUCGACUCGAAAUUCUGAAACUGCAAUGUACGAGAAUUGACAUCAUCCACUCACGCUACUAAAAUAUUUAACUUCUCUUCUCUAAGUUAACAUUAUUUUAGUUGUUAGUUUGUUUUAAGACUGUUUAUUGUUUACCCAACCAUGUUUAAUGAUUUAAAAUUAUAAAAAGACGCAAAGGGGCUACUUUAAAAAGGGUUUAACUGAAAAGUAUAAAACUCCUUUUAUCAAACCCCUGAAAUCUUAAAACGGCCCAUGCAUUGGCUACUUGUCCCUUUAGCGAUAUUCGUAAAAUCCUUCUUUAUCGAUUGCCAAAGCGAUAAAACAUUAAAAUGUAUAUACUUUAAAAUCAUGCGAACACGCGACCUUAAUCAAAGAUGCGGCUAUUGUUAGAGGGAUCUCGCGUUUCUAUCAACGAGCGUUUGAGCGACCACUCUUAAGUUUUAUUUAUACAGGUGACCAUUCUUUUGCCUUACUGUAUUAGUAUAAUAUGAAUUUAAAAAGCGACAUAAUCGGAUGAGUAAUGUAGCCAGUGUUAAGCCUUAACAAAUGUAUCUGUAUUAAAAUUAUGAGAUUAUUUUCUAAAUAAACCGAUCGUAUGAAUUGUAUAUUUUCAAUUGUCAAUAAGGAAAUAUAGUUCCUAAAGUUUAAUCGCUGUAAAUUUUAGUCGAUUUGCACCAAGUUGACAUUGAAUAUUGAUGUAGUGUAGCUAAAGAAUCCAAUUAAAAUGUACAUAAAUCUAUAUAAAUAUUCUACGGAUGAAAACUUUAAUAGUUAUAGUAGGACAGAUAAAAAAAUAUUUCCAAAAUCUACGAAAUCUUUUUUACCUUGUAUCUAUUCAAAGUUUUUUAUAGAUACUAAGGACCGUCAACUUGGUGAACUUUAUUUUACUAUUUAACUUGCGUCAACCGGUAAAUGGGCUUUUAUCUUAUUUCUUACUACUUCCGGCUUUUGAGUUUUGUACCUCUACAAUUCCGUACAAUUUGUUAAGAGUUUUUUAUUUUAGAAGGUAUUUAGGUAAGGCUCAAAAUUAUGAAACCAAAUUUAACAAAUAUUGAAGCCACUUAUGUGAUCAAGUAUUAUUUUCGUAAUUUUUUUUUAAAACUGAAAUUUGAAAUUUUAUAUCUUCGUCGAGGCCUUUUAAAAUACCAAAACCCAUUUUCUGUUGAAAAUCAAUGUUACAUUUCAAAACUAAGUUACGCAAUUUAAUCAUUAUAGUUAAAAAAAAAUGUUUGGUGCACAUCGACUUACACUAGUGACACUAUUUGUAUGUUUUUUGUAACAUUGUAAGUUGCUGGUGCUUAUUUUUUAUAUUACGUUUUAAAGUUAUUUAUUACUUUUUUAUUCCAAUGUACUUUUGAGUACAAAAUUAAUCACUUUGUAUAUUGUAUUUUACUUUCCUGAUCGUGCUAACUAUUUUAGUCGUUAAGUACAGUGAAUAAGGUGCGUUUUGAUUGCACAAUUUUAUCGACUUUACAUGGAACUACCUUCAUUCUAAGAAAAAAAAGUUUGUAAUGAGUUUGUAAUGGUUUCAUGUCGCAACUUGUGAUCUUUGUUUUUCGCGUUACUAUAGAUAAAUGAUUUUAAUAAUUUUUAUUUUUAUUAUUGACGUAAAUUGUUUUAUACGGUAGAAAAAUGUAUUUCGCCUUAAAACUUUAAGUAAAAUGUCAAUUUUAUUUAAAAAAACUCGUUUAAAAAGCUUAAGUGGAUUUUUGUCCUCCCAAACAACAAGCCACAUGCGAUAUCAAAAGUUCCGAAUAAAUAUUUUACGCUAUGAACAUUUUAAUCUGGGCUAAGCUUUAGAGCGAAAAGUAGCCUUUUAAGCUAUAUUAUGCUGGAUAACAGUCGACCUAAAACAGGCGACUUGCGAAAAAAACAGUCGCCGAUCGACAGUGCGCAACAGACUUUAUGAUCAAAAAUAUCAGUUUAAAUUUUUAUAAAUAUCAACCAUUUUUUUUUACAGCAUUUUCAGAAUCCGUUAAAAAAUGGGUAUAGAAUCCAGGCCUCAGGAGUAUAAGAACCGGCAAUAAGGCCUGAAGCGUGGCUGAAAGCUAGCCAUUAGGGGUAUUGUAACAUGGCCUAUAGAUUAAUGAUUUUAACUAAAAUAUCACGAAUCAACGACAAAUUUUGUCAAUUGUAUAAUGCAAAUAUGAAGUAAGAUAAUAAUACCAUAGUUUAGCUAGUGUACAGUUGUAUAAUCGUGCUGCCAUUUUGGUGCUUAAAUAUUUGCAACCCAACAAAUAUUUAAAUUUCUGUCACAGUUUUAGGUAUUUGUAGUGCGUGUUUUUGCCUUCAUAAAGUUUUUUUUUACAAUAAAUCGUCGUCACAAUAAAUUCAUUAUAAUAUUGUGUCUGACCAAACGCUAGAAACAGUCUUAUCUUAUUGUCCAUUAAAAGCAAAUUAACGUAAGUAAUUUGGUUUUCAAAACCUACACUAUUUCAAUAUUGAAGAACAGCAAUUAGUUGCCAGCCUUGCGAGCGGCCAAUUCAGAAUAUAUAUUAGGAUUUAGUCCUCAAGUAUAGUAAAAUGGUGCGUUUUAGUUAGACAUUUUUGUGGACAAUUCAUCACAUUUGUUACACGUUCAAACACAUGAAUUGCCAAACUACGUACCUUAUUACAACUCAACGCAAUAGUAUGACUCGGAUGUUUUUUGAGGAAUGAGUUGCGGAUUAUUAUUGGCAUUAUUAUAUAGAAAUGUAUAUGUAAUAAUUACGCCCUUGAGCAUAUUCAAUUAAAUUUCAAUCUAAAGGUUUUAAUUAUUCAUGUCUUAGUUCACCCAUAGUGCGUAAGAUAAUUAUUGUCUUUAACGGAAAUCCUUAUAUAAUUUGCACUUCUGUAGUUAUCGUGGUUGAUUAUAAUAUUAUUCUCAAAAAAAUUCAUUGUCCAACUGUACGGUUGCUAAACUAUGAUGAUAAAAAAAGACACCGGGCGUUGAACUUGUGAUCAAGGGAACUUUAGUAUAAAGGAUAAAAUGCGUUUCAUCCUUUUUUACUAAAGCAAUAAUGCAAUAACGGCUGCGUCAUCGCAAAACUUAGUAAGUGAAUCUCGGUGCUUUAAAAUUUGCUACUUUUUCUGUUUACUCUGGUUAGGUACUCGUACAUUUUGGUUAAUGGUAUGGCAAUAAAAACAAGUUCUUGUAUCUUUGGGAUUGCGCAGAUCUAUCAAAAAUUUUACGUAGCUAUCUAUCUAAGGUAUCGAAAAGUUUGUAAAUUACGAUUACUUAUAAAUAUGUGGUAGUUGAAAUUGAAGUUACGUGCUCCAAUUCGAAUACUAAUAAACAUAUAUAUCUACUUUUCUAUAGCAUAAUUGAAAGCGUAAAAAAAUGUUGCACUUACUAAGUUUUUAUUUUCGGCAGCUAUUUUACGUACAAUGUAUAGUUUUAAUUUAUUAUUGAAAAUAUUACUUAAUAAAGACUAACACUAAAAAGAUAUUUUGUACGUUACGUUUUUUUACGUAAUAAACCCUUUUUAUGAUUUUGAUUUUGUAAAUCUUAGGGAUCUUAAACAAAUAUGUAAGUUCACAAUAUUACCCGAUUUUUGUUGCGGUAUGUCCGUACGGACGGUUUUACAAUGUUUUUACUGUAGACAUUCAUUUUUAUAUAGGUAAUAAGCGCUACAUGUACAUAAAAUGAAAACAUUAUUAUUA